This is a messenger RNA of Notolabrus celidotus (New Zealand spotty), 2032 nucleotides long. RefSeq lists its product as uncharacterized. NCBI's taxonomy places the organism in Eukaryota, Metazoa, Chordata, Actinopteri, Labriformes, Labridae. The transcript has 5 exons. The coding region runs from base 142 to 1161 and encodes 339 amino acids. The record is from RefSeq and is a predicted model, not a curated record.
UAUUGGUGUGAGAGGUGUGUGUUCAGCACAUCUUUCAAUUUUUGUAAACCAACAAUGCACUUACAGGAAGUAACAACCAUCACAGUCCACCUCUACAGCUUCCUGGGUUGACUUGCUUUAUGAUUUUGACUUUGUUUUAAAAUGAAGACAGUGUGUCUGAUUCUGCUUUUUCACGCAAGUGUGCAGCUCCAGUGUGACAAAAAGCAGAUCACCGCACAUGUUGGCGGUGAAUUCAUUCUCCCCUGCAGGUAUGACACAAACACUUACUUGUUGGCUAAAAAGUACUGGUGUAGAGGGGCAUCCAGGACCACCUGCGAGAUUCUGGUGGAUUCAGAGGGUAGGACUAAAACUGGGAGCACACAUAGGUCUAAUGUUUUGGAUUACAGAAGAAAAGGGCUGUUUGUGAAAGUCACACACCUCCAGUUUGAUGAUGCUGGAGUCUACUGGGUCGGAAUUGACAAAAUGAAUGCUGACGUCAUGACUUCAGUUAAAGUAGAUAUCACUCAAGUUCCUGUAACUAAACCCAGACUCCAGCCUCUGAGCUCUCUGCUGAACAGACCCACAUGCUGGGGGCUGCCAGUCACGGUGCGUUGUGGUUGUACAGCAGGCACUGCAGUCCGUUACACCUGGUACCACAACCACACCAUGCUGCACAACUCAGUGGACUUACGCCUGCAUUGUGGAGGAACUGUGGACCACAGCAAUUUUUACUGUGUUGCCAGUAACGACAUCAGUAGUCAGAGGAGUGACAUCCUCUCUGUGCAGGUCCUGAUGCCUGCAGACAACGGCUGCAUCUACGUCAUUAACAUGCAGGGCCAACCCGUUUAUGACUGUGCAGACAGAAUCAGUACCACCACCCACACCUUGACCACAACUCAACCCCCGACAACAACCAGGAGUCCGUACCAGACUCCCUGCACAGGCCAGACUACCACAAAAAUCCAUACUGAAUGCAGAAACCAGUCUUUACCUUUCAAUCAGACUGGCCAAGAACAGUUUGUCUGGGGAGCAUGGACGCUCCCGUUGUGGUACAAACUCCUGCGUUGGAUUAAUUUUGCAUCCUUGGUGAUAUUUCUGUGCAUUGUUCUCCAAUGCACAAAAGUGAGACACAGACAUGCCAAAAGGAAGAGACGGGUCCGUUUCAAAUAUUUGGCACAGUAACCUUCAUGCAACUGGUUUUCAGUUCUCUGGAAGUCUUAUCAGCUCAUGAGGCCUUGGCUUUCAGACUAAACUGCAGGGUGUUUGAUAAAAAGACAAGAUGAUUAUUUGUAAAGAGGAAUAGACGUAAUGUUGUCAGUGUAGUUAUCAGUAUUUCAAUGCCACUUUGAUGUUUCUGUGACUGAUUUAAAUAAUAGCUGUCCAACAACGUCAUCAACUAUUGCAUAUACAUGAGUUGUCAAGUCCCUUUUUACAUUGCCCAGCUUUUCCAUGCAGUAUUUUUUGAGAGGUGUUAAAAAGAGGAAUGAUCUGUCACCUCAUGCUGACUCAAAUAAUGCUAUAUGUUUUAUCCCAUACAAUUUAUAUCUCAUUACUCUGGAUGCUCUGUUGGCAUUUCCCAAUAUCUUAGUGUUUACUUUAAUCAGAUUUAGAAAAUACUGCUAGCCAUAGUGUUUAUUUUAUUUCUCUUCCUCUGUAUAAAAAGGUCACACAAUAGAACAUAUAAACAAAGGGCCGGAAAAGCCAAACCCACAGAUCCCAAUCACAAAACACUCUCCAUCGUGUUCAGAACCAUCCAGUGUGUAGUUAGAUUGUGGAAGUCAUGAUGCCCAAUGGAGCCCUGCAGUGUGAUUCAUUAAGAGUCACUUCUUCAGAUCUCAAAGAAGUGAUUACCACACCUUUACUUCUGGAAACUUAUCAAUAAAACAAACAGUGACUCAGCGGGGAAAUAUUUGAAGACACGGAAAUGCUUUGUCAGAGUAUGCUAUCUUUGCCAGUGCUCCCAUCAAAAGCUGCUGUAGUGACUGGAUAGUAUCCCUGAACAUCUGGUGUACAGCAACUGAAAUAUAAAGCUGGGCAGUGGUCUAGACUAGAA